GUCCAACAUCAGAGCAGCAGAGGGAACAGACCAGUCUGAAACCAGAAACUCUCUCACUCUGCUUUGUGUUUCCUUUGAAUACGACUCAUGGAUUUUCACCCUCUCCUUGUGCUGUGGACCUGCACCCUGUGGCCAGAUCUCCAGCUCUGCUUCAACUUCGACACCAAGAACUAUAAGAUCUUCCACGGUUCUACGGACGCCCAGUUUGGUUACACGGUUCAGCAGCAUGAGGCAGGAGGCCGUCAGUGGUUGCUUGUUGGCGCUCCCCUUGAAUUCACAGGGGAACUUCAGACUGGUGAUGUGUACAAAUGUCCACUUGAUAUCAAAAGCUCUGCAAACUGCAGUCGGCUUGACCUGGGAAAGCAUUCCCGGGACAACGUGGCCGAAAGAAAGGACAAGAUGAGACUAGGAAUGUCCCUUACCUCCAACUCCAAAGAUAGCAGCUUUGUGAGCUGUGGUCCUCUUUGGUCUCACGAAUGUGGAAGUUCUCUGUACAGCACUGGAAUCUGCCUCAGAGCCAACCGCAACUUCAGACUCACCCAGACUAUUGCUCCUGCUCUACAGAGGUGUGAGACAUUUAUGGACAUCGUUAUUGUUCUGGAUGGUUCCAACUCCAUUUAUCCUUGGUCGGAGGUGCAGGACUUUAUCACAACAAUCUUGCAGAAGUUCUACAUUGGCCCGGGUCAGACACAGGUGGGAAUUGUUCAGUAUGGCUCCACAGUGGUCCAUGAGUUUAGUUUAGGUGAAUACCAGACAGUGAAGGAUGUGGUCGAAGCUGCUAAGAACAUUGACCAACGCGGUGGAGAGGAGACAAGGACAGCACUGGGGAUCAAUGUGGCACGGUUGGAGGCCUUUCAGCGGGGCGGCAGGCCAGGAGCUCAGAAAGUGAUGAUUGUGAUCACAGACGGUGAAUCGCAUGACAGUCCUCAUUUGAUGGAAGCUGUCAGUCAAAGCAAGGAUGACAAUAUCACCAUGUAUGCUAUUGCUGUUCUGGGUUAUUACAACCGACGAGGGAUUAACCCUGAGGCCUUUCUUAAAGAAAUCCGGUUUAUUGCCAGUGACCCUGAUGAGGAACACUUCUUCAAAGUUACAGAUGAAUCUGCUCUGAAAGAUAUUGUAGACGCCCUGGGAGAACGGAUUUUCUCUUUGGAAGGCAUUAGCAGUCAGGGUCGGGGCUUUGGUCUACAGAUGGCUCAAGCUGGUUUUUCAUCACUUUUAGUCAACGACGGGGUUCUGCUUGGAGCCGUCGGUGCCUAUGACUGGAACGGUGCCGUGCUGAAAGAAACCAAACGUGGUAAAGUUGUUUCACCAAAAUCAUCUUACAAAGACGAGUUUCCGGAAGCCAUGAAGAACCAUGCUGCUUAUUUGGGUUAUUCGGUGGAGGCAGUCGUUUCCUCUCGUGGUCCUCAGCUUUAUAUAGCUGGAGCUCCUAGAUUCAACCACACUGGCAAAGUCAUCAUUUUUACCCUGAAGAACAAUGGGAACCUCACUAUCCUGCAGGCUCUUCUGGGACAGCAGAUCGGUUCAUAUUUUGGGAGCGGACUGUUAUCCAUGGACAUUGACGGAGAUGGCCACACUGACCUUCUUUUGGUUGCAGCACCCAUGUUCUACAACCAAGGCUGGGAGAGAGGAAGGGUUUAUAUUUACUCUCUCACCUAUGAGUCAUUCUUUAUCUUCCACGGCAUCCUGGAAGUGUCCCACCAUCCUCAAAACUCUCGCCUGGGUUCAGCAAUGGCACAAAUAGCAGACAUGAAUGGAGAUGGAUUUAAGGAGCUGGUGGUGGGAGCUCCUCUGGAAGAUGACCAUCAGGGGGCGAUCUACAUCUUUCACAGCCACGGCAAGAUGAUAGGAUCACAAUACAAACAGCGUCUUUCUGGAGCUGGUUUUUCGACAGGUCUGCAGUAUUUUGGUCAAAGUCUUCACGGAGUUCUUGACGUCAAUGGAGACGGGCUUGUUGAUUUAGCAGUGGGAGCACUGGGGGCUGCAGUCAUUAUCUGGUCUCGUGGCGUUGUGCGUAUUGAAGCCAAAAUGACCUUUGAACCGCAGAAGAUUGACAUCUUUAACAAGAACUGUCAGCGCGACGGGAAGCAGGUCGCCUGCAUGUCAGUGGAUGUCUGUCUGAAGCUGGACAGCAGGAUAAAAACCAGGAGGGAUAACAGAGAAGACAUUGCUGUUUGGUACAGCCUGGUGUUUGAUGACCGACGGUUCCCCCCCUGGGCAGUCCUGGAUGAAUCCCACCGACUGCAGCCCAGAACCCUUUCUUUACGGACUGGGAGUCAGAAAUGCGAACGACUCGGCUUUUCUGUGCAGGACAGAGCGGAUUACAGGCGGCCCAUUGUGGUUGUUAUGGAAGCAGGACUUCAGAACCAGGACAAGGGGCCGGUGUUGGACCCAGAAUGGCCGACCACCUUUAGAACGGAGCUUCCAUUCUGGAAUGGAUGUGAGGAGGAGGACUGCACCCCCGACCUCAUCCUCCACAGCCAAACGGACCUUUUGACUCUUCUACAGUUCUGCAGCAGCAGGAAACAUGCGGCCUACUCCCUCUGCAGCCCUACGAGGGGACAUGAAGAGAAAGUGUCUGUGGUGGAGAGUGGACGCAGGAAAAUGACUGUAAUUGGUCAGUUAGAGAACUCGGGAGAGAACGCAUACAGAACUACACUCAACAUCUCCACCACACCAAACCUGCUCUUCUCCAACAUCUUGAUCAAGGACCAAUCGGAUAUCCAGAUCGAGUGUCCUACCGAGUACAGAACGACCUCCCAGAGGAGCUGCAGCAUCAGUGCACCGUUCAUGAAGUCACUGUCCCAGGUUACUUUUCAUCUGGAGUUGGAGUUCAGCCGGUCAAUCUUUCUGGAUUAUGUUCAAGUCAACAUGGCCGCCACUAGUGAGGGGGAGGAUGGAAACCCAGGUGACAACACCAACAACAUCUUCCUCCCUUUGAAAUACCAAGCCGACCUUCUGUUCACCAGAGACCCCAAUCCUCAUCGUUUUGAGAUCAGAGAUGGCUUCUCCUCAUACGAUGAAGAACCAGAUACAGCCUUUCCUUCCUUUAACCUCACCUUCAAUGUGCAGAAUCUGGGCAUCUUCUCAGUGAAGGAGAUCCUGCUGACAGCAGAUAUCUGGGCUGUGACCAAGGAGGGCAACCAGCUGGUGGACAUCACAGACUACAGCAUCAAGGAGGAGGGAAAUGCUUCAGGCUGUAUUCUCCCUCCUACCAACAUUUCCACUUUAAGUAAGCCAGAGGACCUGACUCAUCUGUCUCAGCUGAACCACAGUAACAGUGUGAGCGUAGCUCUUCAGUGCAGACUCAGCCUGGCUCCCUCCCAGACGUUGAAGCUCAUGAUCACAGGAAGACUUCAGCUACCUGCUCUUCAUGCUGUGAGCUUCAGGUCCUUAGAGCUGCUGACUGUUACCUCGAUCCAGCUGGACAAGUCCAAUCCCAUGUUUCUGCAGGAGGACAACCUUGUUAGACAGACCAUCCUGGACCUGAGGAAAGAAGGACGCAGCUCCAUCUCUAUCUGGAUUAUCCUGGGAAGCUCACUGGGAGGCCUGCUGCUGCUUUGCUUUGUCGUCUUGGUCUUAUGGAAGCUUGGAUUCUUCAAAAGACAGAGACGUGAGGAAGAGGAGGAGCAGCCUGUGACCAAUGGGAAGGCAGAGAAGCAGCUAUAAGGCAUGAUGACAUUACACCUGAUCAAAUUUUAGACAUUAGGUCAACCGGUGACUGACAAUCCUAGAGGUUCCAUCCAGCUCUGACUCAAAGCCACGCAGUUAAGAUUCUGCUGCAGCUGAAGAACAUAGCAGACCUAUUUAUGUAGCAGGACCUUCGGCUGCGUUUGGUAUUAGCUGUAUUUAUUGCAACAGCAAAUGCACUAUUCUUAUUUUUUAUUGUCUGGCAAAAUCAUGGUCCAUCUCGACCAAAAUAACCACCAAAUCAAUCGAUGUUUGGGUGUCUUUGUUAGCAUGGUUUCCAUGGCGAUGCACAUACAGUCAUACAAAUGAAUGUCCCAUGCAGUCUGUUUUCAAAUGUAAAUGUCUGUUCCUGAUGAGCUGUUUCUAGGAGUCAUUUUGACCCCAUCCUCUGCACAUCACAAAUUCAUUUCUGUUAGCAGGAUGCAGAUUGAUCUGAUUCAACUUUUGAUUGAAUAUUAGAUGGAUGUCAGUACCUCUCAGCUAAAAAAAAACAAUCCACUGGACUUUGUUUCCCAGUUUGAAGACGUUUCUCUCCCCAUCCAGGAAGCUUUUUUAAUUCAAAAUGUCAGCAGGACGGAAUCAACUCAACAAAACCUACAAUGCAGCGAUAGAGUUGAUUCCUUCCCGCUAUCAUCGCAGCCCCAACCCCUGUACAGGAGAACAGAAGACCUCGCCUAUUCAGCCAGGCCAACAAUUCCCUGUAACGACCCCCCUU
This is a messenger RNA of Cyprinodon tularosa, 4405 nucleotides long. RefSeq names its product integrin alpha-11-like. Gene Ontology annotation, biological process: cell adhesion mediated by integrin; cell-matrix adhesion; integrin-mediated signaling pathway. The transcript has 30 exons. Gene Ontology annotation, cellular component: integrin complex; external side of plasma membrane. Bases 88 to 3669 code for a protein of 1193 amino acids. Lineage: Eukaryota; Metazoa; Chordata; Actinopteri; Cyprinodontiformes; Cyprinodontidae. The record is from RefSeq and is a predicted model, not a curated record. Gene Ontology annotation, molecular function: integrin binding.